GAGUUGAGCUAGUUAGAAAGGCAUGUUAACAAGUCACCCGUGGGUCAUAUGUUUAAGUAUGCCAUUUGAAUAUGCAAUGACAUAUCUUUACUGUGCUAUAGAUAUUGAUUUAGAAAAGGUUGUAUUCGCUAUCCCAAAACCUAAUGUCAUACUUCCAAAUGCAAUGAUCACUUUUCCAUGUUGAAAACUUUUUUAGAAUAUAUUUAUGAAUUACAAUUUGUUGCCAAAAUGAUUUUAAUGCCUUGAUGUCGAUAAUUAAUUCCCCUUGCCAGAUUACCAUUCUCCUACAUUUUUAAUAAUUUGCAUGUUAAUUAUAAAUCUGUUAAAAAUUAUGUUGAUUGUAGGAGUUAGGACCUUUUUGCUUGCAAAGUGAUGGUGUUCCAUAUUUGGUACAUUAUCAUGUUUUGCAGGUGUCAAAGUGCACAGAGAUGACGCAUAAAGAUAGGAAAGACUAUUAUCUUAAGGAUCUAUUUUUUCAACAAUAUGAAGAUAAAAGUAUGGAUCCAUCACGUUUGAGCGACAUAACAGAUAAUUUCUCCAAGAAGGCAGAGAUUGGUAGUGGUGGAUUCGGAGUGGUUUACAAGGGAGUGCUUCGAGAUGGUUUUGUUGCUGUCAAGAAAUUCAAAGAGGCAAUUGACGACAAAGCAUUUGUGGAUGAGGUCAACUGUCUCACAAAGAUUGAGCACCCUAAUAUAGUAAAAUAUAUUGGUUAUUGUGCUGGAUCAGAAAAACACAUUGCAAUGAAUGAGGGGAAGACCAUUUUAGCAGAAUCGCCAUAUCAGUUAAUUUGCUUCGAGUAUCUUCGCAAAGGAAGCCUUGACAUGCACCUUAAUGACAAACCAUGUGGACUUCCAUGGCAAGUGUGCUACAAAAUCAUCCAAGGAAUUUGUCUAGGUUUGCACCAUCUUAAUGAGCACAGAAUCAUUCAUAGAGAUAUCAAAGCAGGCAAUAUUCUACUUGAUGAUCACAUGACUCCAAAAAUUGCGGACUUUGGUUUGUCAAGGUUCUUAGGGGAUGCUAAAAGCAGAAUUAACACUCGCCAAGAUGGAACACUGGGAUACAUGGCACCUGAAAGUAUGUUCAAUGGAGUAUUUACUUUCAAGUCCGAUAUAUACAGUCUGGGCGUGAUAAUCAGAAAGAUUGUGACUGGUAACGGUGCAAUAUCAAAGGAAGAGACCUUAUACGUGUGGGGUCAUAGGUCAAACCUAGAUGCAUCACAGAGGCCCACUCCGUUGGAUCAAGUAGAAGAAUGCAUCGAUAUAUCAAUAAGCUGCACAGACAUAGCUAAAGCAGCAGAGAACAGACCUGAUAUGCGGGAUAUCCUCCGUAGGCUUGGUAUAAUAGGAACUAGUGGCUGCUCUGCCGCAGGUGGCAUAAACACUUCUCCGGCACCGUCAUCAUCGACGAGAAAGGGGCCGAAGGUCGAAACCGAGCCAUCAAUGGCAGCAUCAGCUAAGAGGCCAGGAGAGGCAAGCCCUGAAAAGUUGGAGGUAACAAUUGACGCCAGGCCCAAGAUGGUUCCAUCAAGAUCGUUGCAAAUUGCGAAUAACCGACCAAGGUUCUGGAGAUGGCUUGCCAUCACAGAUUCUAGGUUUGGCGAGUGUGUGGAGCUCUUGAGUGUAUACUUCCUAGAAGUUACCGGAGAGAUCCCACCAAGGGAGCUAUCUGCCGGCACAUCCUAUGAUGUUCACCUCGUAUACAAGUUGGCGACUAAAACCAUUGGCCUAAGAGGUUCCAUACAGACAUCAUCAAUGAGGCUCCAUGGGAAGCAGGUCAUUGCCACCAACAAGGUUUGCCUCGAACCCAAAGCGCACGGAAUGGCGGAUGAUGUGAUGUGCCCUAUCAAGAGGGGUGAUGGUUGGUUGGAGCUCAGGCUGGCAGAGUUUGUAAACGAUGACAAUAUGCUUACAGAGGAGGGGGUGAUCGUGGUUCUCCGCGAGGAGGACACCACUAUUCAGAAGAGCGGCCUCAUCGUGGCGGGCAUGGAGUUCAGAAGCAAAUAGAUGUGUGUGCCAAAUAUUUUUUACCAUAAUAUGUAAUUCAUGGAUGGAUGUAAUAAGCAAGGGAAACCGUCCUGACAUGGCUAUGCAGUUGCACGGACCAUAUCCAAAUAUUGUCGGGGUUUUAAACAAUAUAUUG
This is a messenger RNA of Triticum dicoccoides, 2139 nucleotides long. RefSeq names its product receptor-like serine/threonine-protein kinase SD1-7. Gene Ontology annotation, molecular function: protein kinase activity; ATP binding. The coding region runs from base 429 to 2003 and encodes 524 amino acids. The record is from RefSeq and is a predicted model, not a curated record. The transcript is spliced from 7 exons. Lineage: Eukaryota; Viridiplantae; Streptophyta; Magnoliopsida; Poales; Poaceae. Gene Ontology annotation, biological process: protein phosphorylation.